AUGCUGCAAUCCAGCGGCGCAAUCCUACGAUACGAAAGCUCGUGUCCACAUAUAAUAACUUAUGUGCUGAUCUUAGUGCUCUUAUCAGACAACCGCAGUCCUCCGAAUGCUAUACCACCCAACCCCAUCUCUCCUACCGGUAUUUUUGAUCUUGAUAUUGAUGCUGAUAUUUGGGAGGACAUUGGACUUGACGAUGUCGUGCCGGAACCCCCUGAUUGGCUAGCUGAUGAGGUCACACGUGCUGCGAUCAGACUGCUGCUUGAGAUUGACCGAUGCAACGAAGAAGAGUCUCGUGUGAAGGUAGAGCGCUGUGCUCUGCAAGAGUGGGCCAUGCGUGAGUGGGAUGGUCUACAGAGGGCGCGUGCACAUGCAACGAUCCUCUAUCACAUGAAUUGCCGUGCUCGACAAUUCAUUGUCCUUGUACUGGGGUGGCAGACGAAGGUUCGUCCCAUUCCAUGUGCAUGGCCUAUGCCUGACUGCUGGGGGCCGUCUCAAACCGAACUUGCUAAUGGGACACCUGUGGUGUACCCUGAUGACCCUGAUGACGAAGAUCAUGUAUCGGAUGAUGGAGAUGACUGGGAAUCUGAUAUUGGCUGUGGUGAUGAGGAGCUUAUGGAUGUUUUAGAAGAUAUUGCAUUAGCGGAUCAGUAUAGAGGGCAAGAGGAACAUGACAUCGAGGGUGACUAUGUAAUUCAUGAAUCAUUGAUAGAUAGCCCAACAAACGUGUUAGAUUUAAUUUGUAGUACUCUAGGUGUGCUGCACAAUCUAAAUCUGAUGAGGAAAAUGUAA
Messenger RNA from Suillus subalutaceus, 789 nucleotides. RefSeq lists its product as uncharacterized. The record is from RefSeq and is a predicted model, not a curated record. The coding region runs from base 1 to 789 and encodes 262 amino acids. NCBI's taxonomy places the organism in Eukaryota, Fungi, Basidiomycota, Agaricomycetes, Boletales, Suillaceae. The transcript is spliced from 2 exons.